CGCAUGCGUAUUUAAUUAUCACUCGUUAAAUUCUAACACACUGUUGUCGUCUGAGUGAGAUUCGGUAAAGCAAAACAAACCGUGCGUUCACAAAUAUCAGGAACAGGCGGUUUUAAACAAAGCCAUGGGGAAGUCCAUUUUCUCUUUGCCAAAAGGCAAAAGCGAGGGCAAGGAGAAACUGACCCCUGAUGAUCCUGGCUCUGAAUCAGUAGAGGAGGAUAAUAAUGAUAUUUCACAGUUCCCUUAUGUUGAGUUCACAGGCAGGGACAGUGUCACUUGUCCCUCUUGCCAAGGAACAGGAAGAAUACCAAGAGAACAAGAAAAUCAGCUUGUUGCCCUGAUACCAUACAGUGACCAAAGACUGAGGCCGAGACGAACUAAACUGUAUGUGAGCUUGUCAGUGGUGGUCUGCCUCCUGCUUUCUGGCUUGGCUGUGUUUUUCCUCUUUCCCCGCACCAUCGAAGUCGCCUACAACGGUGUGAAAUCUACAUCAGUCAGAUUUGAUAAAGAUCAACGAAUCGUCUAUCUCAAUAUUACAAACACUCUGAACAUUACUAAUAAUAACUUCUAUCCGGUACAAGUGGCAAACAUCACAGCACAGGUGCAGUUCUAUAAAACAGUGAUUGGAAAGUCACUUGUGAGCAAUCUGACAAGGGUAAUGCCCCUCGAUAUGCAGCAGGUCGAUUUCCCUGUUUCGACAGUCAUAGCCAAUGAGAUGAGCUACAUCUAUGAUUUUUGUACCAUGCAGGCUAUAAAAGUGCAUAACAUUGUGGUCAUCAUUCAGAUGACCGUCACCACCGUGUACUUUGGCCACGCUGAGCAGGUCUCUCAGGAGAGUUACCUUUAUGUGGACUGUGGCUCAAACACCACAAGUCUCAAUGGACGACAGUGAUACAGUGACAUGUUGUGAAACUCAGCUGCAACAUGCACUACAUCCACACUGGAGGAUUUCAGAGAGUGUCCUUUAGUUCCUGUGCAUGAACAUGUCUGGACGAGGGCAAAGCUUCAGCCAGAAUGUUCUCAGACUCCUCUAAGCAUGACUUUUGUAGAUAGAUGUACUUUUAGAAAAAGUUGUUUUGACAUGACUGAAGUGAUUUGCUGGUCCUCUAUGGUUUCACCACUUCCAAUACCUAUGUUUUUCCAGGACGAGUUUGAGAUUUAAAAGGAAAACACCACACAGUAGAGUCACUCGCUGCAUAUUGACUGCAAUCACAUAAGCUCCAUUCUAUUGGUUUUAUAUGCACCACUAACCUUUUUUUCCGUUCACUGUUUAUUAUUUUUACAUACAGCAGUAAGUAUGGAAAGAAAAUUAUUUGCUGGAUAGAUAAUCAUAUCUAGACAGAGACCUUUUAUGAAAUCUAAGCUGCCUUUUUAUACAUUAUAUUUUACAAGUAUUUAUUUAAAGGAAAAAUGGGAAACUUAAAAAACAUCUGUUAUAUAGGGGUUAGUUGUGUUGCAGUGGGGUAUGUUUAAUAUGUCAGCCAGAUGUAAAAUGAUAUAAAUAAAUUUGAAUGAGGUGUUGUAAAUAUUAA
Tachysurus vachellii is the source of this 1532-nucleotide messenger RNA. It is a transcript of the gene tmem106ba, whose product is annotated as transmembrane protein 106Ba. The coding region runs from base 125 to 892 and encodes 255 amino acids. Lineage: Eukaryota; Metazoa; Chordata; Actinopteri; Siluriformes; Bagridae. The record is from RefSeq and is a predicted model, not a curated record. The transcript has 8 exons.